Molecule: messenger RNA, 1675 nt
Organism: Tribolium castaneum (red flour beetle)
Lineage: Eukaryota; Metazoa; Arthropoda; Insecta; Coleoptera; Tenebrionidae
Exons: 2
Coding region: 182-1582 (466 amino acids)
Biological process (GO): multicellular organism development; proteasome-mediated ubiquitin-dependent protein catabolic process
Cellular component (GO): cytoplasm
Molecular function (GO): ubiquitin protein ligase activity; ubiquitin conjugating enzyme binding; zinc ion binding
Source: RefSeq, a predicted model, not a curated record
AGGGUUUGGCCGAAUUUUUUAAAUAAUUCUGUAAACCACAAACAUAAUGCUGCAUAAUGUUUGAUAAUAAUAACUAGUGAAAAACGUACUUUAGAUUAGAUAAAACACAACCAAAAUGAAUGUAUUGAUCUUUGUGACUGCAUUAAAAAUUAAAUAAGUGUCGCAGUGUAUUUUAGUAAAAAUGCCAAACUACAAAAUUCUCUCUGAAGAGGCAUUAGAACAAUUAAUUUGUUCCGACUGUAACAAAUACGUGUCAUUUGGGACUCCCAGAAUCGGAGGCGAAAAAAUUAUUUGUCAGCGUUGUGACCAAAAAGACGGUGUUCUACCUUUUUUUAACAAAACUGUUGCCACGUAUUUAUUCCCCUGUAUUAAUCGUUUUGAUAGUUGUGAUGAAUUAAUCUGUUACACAAUGGUGGAAGAACACGAAAAAAAAUGUAAAUUUGUUGCCAUCCACGAGUGUAGCGAGUGUGAUUACAGGGGAAACGGUUGUCAACUCUAUCACCAUUUCCUGAAAAAACAUCCUGACAACUUUCUAGAAUACCCCGAGUUUAGUGUCGAUUUACUCGAAAAGAAAAACUGGAAUUACUUAUAUCGGGUCGGCAACCACUUAUUUUUUAUUGCCUACCAAAUUCUUCCACAUCGUAGAGUUUUGAAAUUGUCCAUGAAUUGCAUUGGACGAAACAAAGAAACCACCAAAUGCCAAAUUAUUCUAAAAUCAUUGACCUCGAAUAAAGAAUACUUUCGAAGCAGUGAAGAAAAUUUUCUUGAGGAAAAAAUCGAUAUUUUAGAACAUUUGGAAAAGAACAAAGAAAACGUGGUGGCGUGUCUGUUGAAGGUAAAACGGGGUGCAGAAUUAUUCACUUACAGAAGUAACAAGCCAGAACGUCAAGUUAAACAAAUAGUGAAAGCCCUCAACAAAAAUCUGUUCCCCAAACUGCUUUGCCCCUGUGGUAGUUUCGUGCUGCCCCCGAUUCUGAAAUGCCCCUCCAACCACGUGCAGUGCGAGUCUUGCGCCACCUCCUAUUGCCCCCUUUGCAGCGACGUGGUAAAUUGGUCGCGAGCCCCCGAUUUGGAGGCCUUCCACGACAUCAUCCCCCUCCCCUGUCGCUGGCAGUGCGAAACCCUGUUACUCCACCCGGAAUUGCGUUCGCACGAAAAAACUUGUAGCAAAAGACUUUACAAGUGUAUCGAAAAGUGGUGUUCAUGGAGUGGAAGUUUAAACGAGCUUAUGAGACAUUGGCACAGCUCCGAGCCGGUAUAUGACCGUGCUCACCAAGUGUACGGCUUCAGCGAAGGCCUCGUUGAAUUCUAUUUGGUAUACAACAAUGAACUGUUUUAUUUAAGAAUGGAUCCGUUGAAGAAUUCAGGCAGAAAUUUUCAUGUAAGGAAAGUUUCGAAUGUGGAGACGAGAAAUGAGGCAUACGCGGCGAGCGUGGUGCUGAGGCAUAACUGCGAUGGGGUGGCAAUGGAGAAAAAUGCCGUCCUUAAAUUUGGGGGAAUUACCCGGCUGGGGAAGAGCUAUUUCAGCCACUUUGGGGAGUGCAAAAAUUAUAAAAUUAUCUUUAACCUGCAGCUGACAUAACGGGGGGAUUUACCCGAUUUGUCGCUUAUCAUUUUUAAUCGCUAAGUAGAUAAUACAACUUGUGAAUUAAUUAAUAAAUAAUAUUUAAUUAUU